Messenger RNA from Striga asiatica, 2074 nucleotides. Lineage: Eukaryota; Viridiplantae; Streptophyta; Magnoliopsida; Lamiales; Orobanchaceae. The record is from the annotation of a GenBank genome assembly.
UUUCCUUUUCUUUUUNUUUUCUUUUUUUCUAAUGUUGAUGUUAAAUGUGUUUGAAUAUUUCAGAAACAGAUAGACAAUAAAGUGAUAAAACUUGUAGAAAUUCUGUGCAUUAAAGUGAUCUUUUAAGGUUGUUAUGUAUGUUUUGGGGUAAGAUUGUAUUUUUUCUUUUUUUUAGCUUAAAUUAAAUCUUUGUAGCAUUAUAUAAUCACUAUAUUCUAAUGUUCUGUUUUAUUUCACAUUCAUUUUUUUUUCGUCUGGGCACGUGCAAGUGUAUGGAGUGUCUCUUGCGAAUUUUGUGCAGAGUUAGUACAUUUGACGUGCAUUUAUGAUACGGGAUAUUUAUGCAGAACUAGUAUAAAAUUAACUGCAGAUAGAAAUAUUAAUGUUUUCAUAUGAAACAUGAGUUUCAUCAUAUAAAUAGUACGAUUCAAAAUGGAUGUGGAAUAAUACAAUAUCAUAGAAAGCAUCUCAUACAAUACAUAUUCAACGUGUUACGUCACUCUCUCCAAGUAGUAUUCAAGACAUUUUAGACUCUGUUUGACUUGUUGACUUUUCUUGCGCUGUUUAGAUAUAUUUUAUGUGUCACCUCCUCCAAGUCAUACAUUGCUUAGAGAAUAUUGUUUAUUCAUGGUGUUGGGGUUCAUUCCUCUUCAGUUUUUUUCUACCUUGAUUGGUGAAUUUGAGAUGCUUUUAUUGUAUUCUGCAGCUUCACUUGAGUGUAAAAACUUAGUUUUGUGUUACGGUUUUUUGUGUAUUUGGAUCUUUACUAGUGCAGUGAUGUUUGUUCUUGUAUUUAUGUUGAUAGUUUGAUAUUACAAUGCGGCCUUUUCAGGAAUAGUUUUGAUUAGACUGUGUAAACUGUGUGAUUCAUGAUUUAGACGUUUGUCGUGAAUUAAUUAAUUUAACUGAUCUGUAAGAUCAGCACUAAGCUAUAUCCUCAUUUAUAUUAUAGUAGUCGAAAGGAAGUGUCGUGUUUCGUAAGUGUGAAUUUUAUGAAACAACCUUCAUUUUGUACAAUGAUAUUGAUUUGUUGAAAUUAACUAUCAUCUGUAUAUAGCUUGCUUUCAUUUGUUCACGUGGUGAUUAUUUUACAAGUUUACCGUAAUUACAAUAAUGCUCACAUGGUAUAGUGUACUCUUUACAGAACAAAAGCAUUCGGUUCCUUGACUAACGGCGAAAUGUCUUAUGAUAAGUCAACUCAAGCAGAUCACAAACGCGGUCAACCGUUGUUCGUGAGUAAAUCUGAGCAAGAGCUGUUUUCCAACAAGAAGCAAGCAGAAGCAGUAGAAUCUGCGCAAAAAAACUCGAACCCCAGCACACAAAGCUUUGACAAGUGCCUCUGAAAAUAAUAAUUCCCAUUAUGCCCCUGGCUCUACCAAAAUGGCAAAAAUGGGUUCCGAAAGUCGAUUGAAAAAUGAUUAUCUAAUUAGUCUAAGCAUGUCUCAGGCAGCGGAAGAUCCUCAGUUUCGCAACACCGCACUUCGAAAAGUCAAAGUCAACGAGGUUCCGCAGAAGAACAAUAGUGUAGUGGGAAACAACUUUCUGAUGUCCGGUAAUGAUUCGAUGCAUGCUGAGCUGGCUAGCAAGACAAACGGCAAUUUCUUGUUCAACAAUCACUACUACAACUCGUUAGGCCAUUAUGGGAAAUGGGAAGACUGUACAUGCAGUGGCUCAGGAGGUGAAGGCUACACCACAGGAAAAGCUCUUCGAAGCAGUAAAAACCGCCACUGGAUCUGCAGUUCACCUGACAAAUUUCCUUGCUUGGAGAGCAUCCUUUCGAGCUACGACGAUUUCUCGUGGGUCGUGAUAACUGCUGGUUGUCUAGCCAGAGGACAUGCUUUCCUUUUCUUUUCUUUUUUUUUUUUUUCUAAUGUUGAUGUUAAAUGUGUUUGAAUAUUUCAGAAACAGAUAGACAAUAAAGUGAUCACUUGUGGAAAUUCUGUUUUUAAAGUGAUCUUUUAAGGUUGUUAUGUAUGUUUUGGGUUAAGCAAUUUUUUUUUGCUUAGAUUAAAUCUUUGUAGCAUUAUAUAAACACCAUAUUCUAAUGUUCUGUUUUAUAUCACAUUCAUUUUUU